AUUUUCCAAUCUGAGUAUCCAACUUCACAAAAAAGGAAAAAAAGAAAAGUGCUGUUUGAGUUUCUUGUACUCAACAGACAAACCUCAAAAAGCCUCCAUCUUCAACCUCCUGAUCCCCUCAACUACAGCUUUGAUCCAUUUCCAUGGAAGAAACUCAAGUUCUCAAGUGUUGUUCUAGCUUCACAAUCAUCCUAAUAAUGAUCAGUCUCGGGUUUUUUCACGGCACGAAUUCAGAAACUUAUACAGUAGGUGAUGAAGAAGAAUGGGACACAGGGAUAAACUAUCUAACAUGGUCUGAGAGAUACAAUUUCAGCAUGGGCGAUGUUCUUGUUUUCAAGUAUGUAGCUGUGCAGCAUAACGCGUAUGAAGUGACCGAGGCGACCUAUAAAUCGUGCGAUGCAAGCACUGGGGUCUUGGCCAAGUAUGAGAGUGGAGAUGAUCAGGUGCCACUCACAGAAGAGAAGCAGUACUGGUUCAUCUGCACCAUUGCUGGGCAUUGCCUUGGGGGGAUGAGGUUCACCAUCGACGUCAAAGCAGCGAGUACUAAUACCACAAAGGGUGGAUCACCUCCAGAAAUGGAGCCAAGUCCUCCACCAACCAGCCCUGAUAAAGAUUUUGCCUCCAGACCACAAGGCAUGGGAAGUUAUUGUCUUGUUGCAUUUGGGGUUAUUGUAAUACUUCAAAUUGUUAGUUAAUUCAUCAAGGCCAAGUAUAUUUUGAGGAUUUA
Vitis riparia (riverbank grape) is the source of this 727-nucleotide messenger RNA. Its product is annotated as chemocyanin-like. The coding region runs from base 144 to 695 and encodes 183 amino acids. Gene Ontology annotation, cellular component: plasma membrane. NCBI's taxonomy places the organism in Eukaryota, Viridiplantae, Streptophyta, Magnoliopsida, Vitales, Vitaceae. The transcript is spliced from 2 exons. Gene Ontology annotation, molecular function: electron transfer activity. The record is from RefSeq and is a predicted model, not a curated record.